Molecule: messenger RNA, 5511 nt
Organism: Glossina fuscipes
Lineage: Eukaryota; Metazoa; Arthropoda; Insecta; Diptera; Glossinidae
Gene: woc
Product: zinc finger MYM-type protein 3
Exons: 11
Coding region: 331-5316 (1661 amino acids)
Molecular function (GO): zinc ion binding
Source: RefSeq, a predicted model, not a curated record
CAAUUAAUUGGAUUUAGGGAAAAUAGUUUCUAUCAUAUAUCAUACGGGAAUGUAAAAAAAAAGUGCUGUGUUAUUAUAUAUUUGAUGAACACUGUAUGUGUUUGAGCCGCACAUUACACUCGUAGUGAACCCACUGUGCUUGCUGUACUUUUCUACAUAUCAAAAAAAAAGGAGGAAAAAACUUGUAUAGUCCCACAUUUUUUGGAUACUAUUGCUGUUAUACGAAAUAAGUUUACUAUUACAUCUAUACAAAUUUCAUAGAUUUAUUGAAAAGUUAAUGCUUAUACAUCCCUCAUCGUGUUUGCGUGAACUAAAUAAAUAUAUUGGGCAAUGGAGGAAAUAUCAAGUUUAGAUUCCUUUCAUACAGACGGCGCUGAUUCAACGGCGCGUCCCGAAUCGGCGUUUUUGAAGAUUGACGAAGAGACAACGCAGACGUCCGAAUACAAGGACGGUGAAGAUAACACAUCGGUUGCUGGUGAUGCUAACCGAGAGGAAGGCGAUGGUAAUGAUGAUGAAUUUGAGCAAAUAUCAGAAGGAACUUUUGACGUUGAUGAAAACUCGCAAGCUACAUCUGCUGGGGUGCCAGCAGAUGAUAGCAACCAAGAAGAAGGCGUUGGUGGUGGCGGUGACGGUGAUGCUGAUGCUGAUGCUGAUGCUGAGGCUGAUGCUGAUGCUGAUGCUGAUGCUGAUGGUGACGGUGACGGUGACGGCGAGGGUGAGGGUGAGGGUGACGUUGCGGGAGAAGUGGAGGAAGAUGAAGAAGACGUUAAUGAAAGUAGUCAGGUUGAUGAUGGUGUUAAUGUUGAAGCUGGCAAGGAAUCUCGAAGUUUUGAGGAAGUAGAUGCUAACGUAUCUGCCAAUAAUAACAACCAAUCUGGAGUCGAUGAAUCGGAUAUGUUAGGCGAAGCGGAUAAUACUUUACCUCAGGAACGACCGGAUAGCGUUGCUAAAGAUCAAGUUGUCACUGAAACUUUAGAAGAAAAUGAAGGAGAAGGAGAUGAUGAAGAUGCCAUGGAUACUAUGGAUGCUAUGGAACAAGAAACAGAUGCUGUUAAUCAAGAUGCAGAUAUACAAUACUAUAGUAAUUCAUCUCCGCCAAAAGAAAGUGAACAAAACGCCGUUAAUGAUAAUCAAGAUGAAUCUACGGAGCCGAUGGAUCAGGGUGCCAACGAAGUUGAUGCAGAAGUCGAAGAGGAUCAGGUGAUGGGAGAAGAGACAGAGAACACAGAGAAAGAGGCACCCGUUGUUGCUACGGAUAGUCAUAGUAAAAGUCCUGAUAAAGAAAUUGCUCCCGUUCCGAGUAAAGAUGUAAGCAAUGACGGAGGCGAACCCGAACAGCAUGAAGAUGAAGACGAACCAGUAGAGAAUGUUCAAGAACCCGAGGAAUCAGACGUUUGCCUAAUACCAGAUGAUACGGAAAAUGAAGUAACUGAAGCAGAGAAAGAACAAGCAAUUUUAGCUCGGGAAAAUGCUGAAAAAGAAGAUGCCGAACAAGUUGCAUCGGCUCCAGAAACUGCUCCACCAACAGCUACUGAGAAUCAGACAACAGAAUCUCAGGAAGAACGAACAACCAGCGAGAACAAUGCCGGAGAGAAUGCUGAUGCCGAUGAACCUUUAUUAGAGGAAUUGCAUACGAGCACUACGGAGGCGGGUAAUACAACAAAAAUUAUAAUAGCAUGGAUUGUAAGCAUAACAAAAUCAUGCAAACAGUGCAAUCAAGAGAAAUUGUGUGGUUUCCGUUUUAAAAAUCCCGAUACAACAGAUUUUGAAUAUUUAUGCCAGCAAUCGUGUUGCGAAGCCUUAAUAUCCGCUCAUCCGGGUAAAUAUUUUAUACGUCGAAAAAAAUUCCUUUUGGACGAAUUGUCUGCAAAUGAAAUUAAUCAACAUCAGCAAAUCGGUGGUGGUCAAGGAUCGGGUGAACAAUUUAUACCCAUUUGCAUGCAGUGUAAAGAAAGCAAAUCAUGUAAAUACUUUUUCAAACAAGAUGAGGAAACCUAUUAUAUAUGUAACGAUGAUUGCUUCAAUUUGUUAAAUGCCGAGGAACCUGAUAAAUUUAAAUUGAAACGCCAUUCGAUACGUGUGCGCAAUAUUGGUGCGACAACGAUUUCAGGAGAUGUAGCGAAAGAGAGCACAUCUGAAUCUCGGGUUGUGACGCGUUCAAGCGAAGAAGUUGAAACGGCCCGAGCGGAACGAAGCGCCAGCUUCGUACGAAGGUGUUCCGAUUGCUUCGAAGAAAUCAUAAUGGGAGAUAGAAACCUCAUAUGGGAAACUAUGGAUUUUUGCAAUGAAAUAUGUUUAGGCAAAUAUCAACGAACUAUCGGAGCUAGCUGUCAGACGUGUCAAGGUGAGGUGCCACAUAACGCUUUAGGGAAAUAUUGUGUGCGUUUCGGUUUUGAUAUUCGGCAGUUUUGUUGUGCGGCUUGUUUAAACGAAUUCAAGAAGGGCUUGAAAACUUGCUCUUGCUGUCAAAAAGAUAUAUCGGGAGCGAAUGAAGGAUUUUUAGCCCCAGUAGGCGAUAAAGAGCAAUUUAAAGAUUUUUGUUCGCAAGCCUGCAUGCGUCGUUACGAUAAUAUGGCGAAUCCAAAAAAGAAAUUACGAAAUGAUAUAUGCGUUGUCUGCAAUACCGAUAAACCCGUACGUGUUGAAAUCAUAUUAGAUGAGAAAGAGCUCACCUUCUGUUCCAAUCCAUGUUUUUCGGCCUUCAAAUUUGUUAGCAAAAUUGUACCCGAUCAAUGCGGCAUGUGUUGUAAAUAUUUUGAACGCAAAGCCAACGAAUCCUUCACCAUUUAUGCGGAGAAACGUGCUAAAGUCUUCUGCUCGCGCAUCUGUCUUAACGUAUACAUUGUUGUCAAUCGUCACAUUGUCUCGUGUCAAUGGUGCAAAGUGAAAAAAUAUAAUUUCGAUAUGAUUGUCAAGCAUCAAGAUAAUCAGGAUAUCAUUAUGUGCUCAUUAAAUUGCUUAACAUUGUACGGAGUUUCGAUAAAUGCUUUUUCACGUACCGUAACUAAAUGCGAUAAUUGCAGUACAAUGGCGACUCCUCAAUAUCAUCUGACGAUGUCGGAUGCUUCCAUGCGUAAUUUUUGCAAUUAUACUUGUGUUAUGCAAUUUCAGAGUCAAUUUGCUCGAGCACCUCUCACCUUAGAAAACGAAGCACAAUCGGCUUCCGUCGCCAAUCAGCAAACGCAACAAUCAGCGCAGAAAAGCGCCAAAAAUGCCGCACCCUUUCCCACUGGUUUACCGAAACGAGUUAAAUUGAAAGUUAAUCAACAGCCACAAUUAAAAAUUUCAAAUAAAACCGGUGCAAAUAAUAAAAAGGGGCCGACGAUGCCAGUUAUAUCAACUGUUUCAUCAUUAGCUAGCGGUGAAACGGAAACAAUGAUUGGCAAUGUUACGGUGAGACGGACAAGAAUAAGAAGCCGCAAAAUGGAUUCACCGCCACCGCCGCCAACAUCAUUGCAGGCAAAUAAUAUGAGCGCGGCAUUGGUAAGAGGGCGUCCACGCAAGAGUACAAUUAUUGAUCGUACACCGACUCCGUCACCACCUCGAACAGUUAAUAAACGUAGCAAUAAUAUGAUGGAAAAGGCCGUACUAGAAAAGGCGGAGACAAAAAUUGUCGUAGUACCUCCAUAUCCGCCGGCUGUACGUAAUGUACAAACCAGUUGCAAACCUCAAACGAUGACAGUAGGCUUUCAAUGUGAGCCGAAAACAAUAACGGUUGGCACGCAAACAGAUAAGGAUUACUCGAAUAAGGUAUUAAUACCGGUACCGGUACCAAUUUAUGUACCGCAACCGAUGUAUAUGUAUUCUGCACCGUUUCCAGUACCAGUCCCUAUACCUUUGCCAAUACCUGUGCCUAUAUUUAUACCCACUACGCGUAAUUCCGCUCAGGGUAUAAUGAAAGAAAUUAAAAAAAUUCAAGAUAAGAUGCCUGCCGAUCCAUUCGAAGCCGAAUUAUUAAUGAUGGCCGAAAUGGUCGCCGAAGAGAAACGCGAAUCCGAUUCGGAUUCGGAGGACGAAGUGAAACCGGAUCCAGCGGUUGUUUCAUUACAAUAUAAUAAUAGUGUACAACAAGUAGAUGUCACCAAUAAUUCCUAUGGUGAAGAUGUCUUGCAAAUGGCUCUUAAAAUGGCAACGGGUGAUUAUGAUCAGCCAACACAUACUGUUGACUUGGAAUCUGCUAUGACUGCUAAUACGAUAACCAAUCCUCCACCUGGUAUGGUUCAACAUGAUGAUACCAUGAGUCAUAUGAGCGGUCAUCAUAUGCAACAUCAUAUGAUGGAUCAAAGAGGUAGCCGAGGUCGAAAACGGGGUUCUGUGACAUCACCGGUUUCUCCACGUAACAGCCGUUCGCCAGUUAAACGUCAACGUCUGCAAGAGAUGGAACCUACUGCACAGCCCGCUGCUCAACCCAUACAACCAGCUGAAAAACCUGAUGCCAAUAUGUGUCUGAAGUAUACAUUCGGGGUGAACGCCUGGAAGCAAUGGGUAAUGACGAAAAAUGCCGACAUCGAGAAAAGCUCGAUGAGAAGACGUACUUUCAAAACAGAACUACUGCAGAUGACGGCCGACGAGUUAAAUUACUCCUUGUGUUUGUUUGUAAAGGAAGUCCGGAAACCGAAUGGCACAGAAUACGCUCCUGACACAAUAUACUAUUUAGUUCUAGGUAUCCAACAAUAUCUUUAUGAAAAUGGACGAAUUGAUAAUAUAUUCACCGAUCCCUAUUAUGAACAAUUUACCGAUUGUUUAGAUGAGGUGGCCCGUAAAUUUUCAGUUUUAUAUAAUGAUUCGCAAUACAUCGUGACGCGAGUUGAAGAGGAACAUCUUUGGGAGUGCAAGCAACUGGGCGCGCAUUCGCCUCAUGUUUUACUGAGUACACUUAUGUUUUUCAAUACAAAACAUUUUAAUUUAACAACGGUGGAGGAACAUAUGCAGCUAUCAUUCUCGCAUAUAAUGAAACAUUGGAAACGUAACGCCCAAAAUUCUAAAGCCCCUGGUAAUCGUAAUGUGCUUUUGCGUUUUUACCCGCCACAAGCUGGCCUUGAAGCUAAUCCCCGAAAGAAAAAGGUCUACGAACAGCAAGAAAAUGAAGAUAAUCCUUUGCGUUGUCCUGUACGCUUGUAUGAGUUUUAUUUAUCAAAAUGUCCUGAAAGUGUUAAAACGCGUAAUGAUGUAUUCUAUUUGCAACCGGAAAGGUCUUGUGUGCCGGACUCUCCUGUAUGGUAUUCAACGCAACCGUUAAGUAAAGAGGCAUUACAGAAAAUGUUACAUCGUGUGAAAAUGGUUAAAGAAAUCAAUAUUGCGCUGUUGACAAGUUAAUCAAAUCGGUCAUACCCGUAAACCCGAACGAUCGUUAUCGCAUUUCUAAUGCUUUAGCACAUAACACAAACACAAACACACACACACAUAUGCACAUACACAUACACACAUACACACAACACGCAAUUGCGGCUCAAAGCGUGCAAUUUUUAUAUAUAUUAAAAAGGAAAAAAUAUUUUAUGUAUUUUUUUAAUA